UCUCUAUAAAUUCAGGCAUCUGACCUACUCUCUCCAGCCCAAUUACUUUUGAUUUGUUGAAAACGUUUGUCAGCAUGUCGGAAACUGCGCCUGUUGCAGCUCCUGCUGUCUCUGCUCCUGGGGCAAAAACCUCCGCUAAGAAACCGAAAAAGGCAGUAGCUAGUUCUAAAGCCCGCAAACCUCCAGGUCCCAGUGUGACCGAGCUGAUCACCAAGGCGGUGUCCGCUUCUAAGGAGCGCAAAGGGCUCUCUUUAGCUGCUCUUAAGAAGGCUCUGGCCGCCGGAGGGUACGAUGUGGAGAAGAACAACAGCCGCAUCAAGGUAGGAUUAAAGAGCCUGGUGAGCAAGGGUAUUUUGGUACAGACAAAAGGUACCGGCGCUUCUGGUUCUUUCAAACUCAACAAGAAACCGGGUGAGCUUAAGGAGAAGGCGCCGAAGAAGAAGGCCGCAGCAAAGCCUAAGAAACCAGCUGCCAAGAAGCCCGCCAGCGCCGCCAAGAAGCCCAAAAAGGCUGCGGCCGUGAAAAAGAGCCCGAAAAAAGUCAAGAAACCGGCGGCUGCCGCAGUCAAGAAAGCGGCCAAGAGCCCGAAAAAAGUGAAAGCCGCCAAGCCCAAGAAGGCAACUAAGAGCCCAGCUAAGGCAGUGAAACCAAAAGCUGCCAAGCCCAAGCCGACAAAGGCCAAAACCGCGAAGGCGAAGAAGGCAGCUCCGAAGAAGUAAAGUGUAAAUUUGAAAAGGAAAUUUCUGACCCAACGGCUCUUUUAAGAGCCACCCCCAAGUUUCAGAAAAAGAGCAAAAUCACUGUACUCAUGCUAGACACUCGAAAAUUGUGUGGGUGGUGUGAAAGUAUCCUGAGUAUUCGCUUUGUGUCGGGUACAGGGAGUGUUACAAGGAGGAAUAAAUGCUCUCGCUUUCUGGUGUACUUUUAGGAUGGCAUGCUGGGCAGUUUUAAUUAAAAAAGAUCAGAGAGUGAACACGGUUCUGGCGUCUGGCAGCUAUUGAUAGGAUCCCUUACGGUGGCGCUGUUCUGGGUACCUAUGAGUCAGCUGGUUAGGGGCGGGGUGCUUUGCUCCCAGUAGAUUUCUAAGCUAGUGCUUCGUUCUAGCCAUUUCGACCAAUACUGACAACAGAAAAAACCGAGAAGUAGGAACUUUCUCCGUCUUGAUUGGCUGAUAGUUCAUAUAUGGCUAAAUCUUAUUGGACACUUCCAAAUUUUUGAAAACCCCGCGCGCUCUGAGAAGAGCUCCCUUCCCCUUCUCUGAUUUGAUUGAGCACAAAAACUCGUCACCAAUUGCUCUCUCCCUGAAGGAUCCUGAUUUUCCUAUUUCCAACCCCAUCCCCCUAAAGCAUCCGUCUUUCAAAUACUUUCGCCCAACUAUUAGAGAUCAU
Molecule: messenger RNA, 1388 nt
Organism: Chelonoidis abingdonii (Abingdon island giant tortoise)
Lineage: Eukaryota; Metazoa; Chordata; Testudines; Testudinidae
Product: histone H1.01
Biological process (GO): nucleosome assembly
Cellular component (GO): nucleosome
Molecular function (GO): structural constituent of chromatin; DNA binding
Source: RefSeq, a predicted model, not a curated record